AUGUCACACAUGUGGAGUCUGCUCUUUUUCCUCAUCGGAACAGCAUAUGCGGCUGAGGUCUGUUUCGAUGAGCUCGGCUGCUUUGAUGACCUGCCUCCGUGGGGGGGCACCGCUCAGAGACCAUCCUCCGCCCUGCCCUGGCACCCUGAGGAGAUCGGCACCCGCUUCCUCCUCUUCACCCAGAAGAACCGUUGCUACCAGGAGAUAAAGGCUGAUAAAAGCAUCCAGGCGUCAGACUACAGCAGGACGAGGAAGACCCGCUUCAUCAUUCCUGGGUAUCUGAAGGAAGGAGACGAGGACUGGCCCCAGGAGAUGUGUAAGGCCAUGCUGACCUGGGAGAAUGUGAACUGCAUUGCUGUGGAGUGGAAGAAAGCCGUGAGGACUCAGUACGUGCAGGCUGCCAACAACGCCAGGGUGGUGUCUGCCCAGGUGGUCUCCAUGAUCACCUUCCUCAAGAGCAAGUACAGGCAGCAGGCUGAUAAGUUCCACAUCAUCGGACACAGCCUCGGAGCUCACGCUGCAGGAGCCGCCGGCAGCAGGAUCCCCGGCCUCGCACGCAUCACAG
This is a messenger RNA of Notothenia coriiceps (black rockcod), 565 nucleotides long. RefSeq names its product inactive pancreatic lipase-related protein 1-like. Lineage: Eukaryota; Metazoa; Chordata; Actinopteri; Perciformes; Nototheniidae. Gene Ontology annotation, molecular function: lipoprotein lipase activity. The annotation marks the transcript as partial. Gene Ontology annotation, biological process: lipid catabolic process. The record is from RefSeq and is a predicted model, not a curated record. The transcript is spliced from 5 exons.